This is a messenger RNA of Cydia amplana, 898 nucleotides long. RefSeq lists its product as uncharacterized. Lineage: Eukaryota; Metazoa; Arthropoda; Insecta; Lepidoptera; Tortricidae. Gene Ontology annotation, molecular function: N-acetyltransferase activity. The transcript is spliced from 5 exons. Bases 86 to 859 code for a protein of 257 amino acids. The record is from RefSeq and is a predicted model, not a curated record.
UGACAUUGACAGUUGAGAACGGCGUUCAUAUUGCGCGGACGCACGGUGUGAUUAUGAACACAGUGUUGUGAUUUAUUCUAACAAAAUGGAAUGGUAUACUACGGAAUCGGGAAAAUACCGAGUAGAGUCACUGUCAGCUGAAACCUUCCCCGGUGCAUUAAAAGUAAUACAAGAAGCAUUCUGCCAAGACGAAGCAGUGUCAAUAGGAGCUGAGGUCAACAAAGAUCCGGCGGCACAGGAGGAGUUGUUAGAACUAUGUGCAGACGCUGCCCUAGAUGGCGUUUCGCUAGUAGCGAUAGAAGUUAGCAGUGGACAGGUUGUGGCUGUUACUUUUAAUAAACUACAGGUUCAGUCUUCUGACUCUGCCGAGAGAACGUUUUUCGACGUUUUUGUAGAAGAGCGAUGUAACCGGCCUUCGUCUAAGUCGCUUAUACAGUUCAUGAGCAACGUUGAUGCCAGAUGCAAUUUAUUUGAAAAAUACCAGACAGAUUGUAGCUUAGAGAUAAUGUUUCUAGCUACCCUGAAAGAACACAGAGGCCAGAACCUUGGAACAAUUGUUUGCAAACUAUCAGUUGAUCUAGCAAAAAAACUAAAAAACGGUCCCGUUUCAAAAAUAACGCUAAAAGAUUUAGGCUCUAAAUACUCUCACAUGAAACCACGUGAAGUAACAAAUAAAGUACCAAAAAUUUGCCAAGCAAUAUGGACGGGAGAAUUUACGCAAAGAAUAGGAGCGAAGUUAGGGUUCAACGUCGAAGUGAAAGCCUUAAUGAGCGAGUUCAGCCAUAAUGGGAAAACGUACGCCGAUAGACUAGGUGAUCAGGCUGCCUAUUCGGAAGUUGUAUCCUUAGUUUUAGACUAAGUUUUUUUAAAGGAAAGUCUUGAACAAACUUUAAAACUG